GACAUGCCCGUGGUGGCAGAGUUCAUUGACGAACGUCCUGAUGAAGUGAAGCUCAUGGAGGAAUUCCGGACAAACUCCAAAUGGAAACUUCUAGGAGACCAGAAUGAGGACUCGCAGAGUUCAGAUAUUUCAGUGCCUGCCAAGUCUACCACGAGGCGACAGCGUCAUGAUACACCAGACCCAUCCCCUCCUCGAAGGCAGCGACAGCGUCACGAUACCCCUGACCCAUCCCCUCCCAGGCGACAGCGUCACGACACCCCAGACCCGUCACCUCCUCGAAGGCAGCGACAUGAUACCCCAGACCCCUCACCUCCUCGAAGAAAGCGACAUGACACCCCUGAUCCAUCCCCUCCCAGGCGGCGGCGGCGUCACGAUACACCAGACGCGCCACCUCCUCGACGGCAGCGUCACGAUACACCUGACCCGUCACCUCCUCGACGACAACGUCACGAUACACCAGACCUGUCACCCCCCAGGCAGCGACGUCGCCAUGAUACCCCUGACCCGUCCCCUCCUCGAAGACAGCGUCACGACACCCCAGACCUGUCACCCCCCAGGCAGCGGAGGCGUCACGACACCCCAGACCUGUCACCUCCCCGGCGGCAGCGCCACGACUCAUCACCUCGGAGGGAGAAGCCUCCUGGGUCCCCUGGUGUGAAGAAGCAGAGCAGAACGAAAGGACGGACUUCGCCAGCCGGGAGGGAUCAGCACAGGUCUCGGAGUCCCCUGGACCAUUCCCCUCAUCGCCGGGACACCAAGGGGUCUCCCAAGAAGGUAAACGCAAGCACCAUGUCAUCCGGGGUCAGAGCUGGCCUGGUGUCAGCUGAUGUGCUGCGGAGGGAGCAGCAGGAGCUCCGGAAGCCUGACAGGAGCAUCAAGCACCUGGAAGAGGAGUCCCGGAACGCCGCGACCGUGUUCCGAGACAAGACUGGCCGCAAGAGGAACCUGGCACAGGAGCAGCUGGAGCAGAGGCUGAAGGCUGAAGCAGAGGCCAAGAGAGAGGAGCAAUAUGCCAAGUGGGGAAAAGGGCUGGCACAGGAGAGGCAACAGCAGCAGAAUGUGGAAGAUGCCAUCAAAGAGAUGCAGAAGCCCUUGGCCCGUUACAUUGAUGACCAGGACCUGGAUCGAAUGCUGAGGGAGCAAGAGAGAGAAGGAGACCCGAUGGCUGCCCUCAUCAAAAAAAGGAAGGCCAAGGAGAACAAGGAGAAAGAAAAACCCAGGUACAAGGGACCAGCACCUCCACUCAACAGGUUUAACAUCUGGCCUGGACAUCGGUGGGAUGGUGUGGACAGGUCCAAUGGGUUCGAGCAGCAGCACUUUGCCCGGAUUGCCAACAGGAAGGCAGUGCAGGAACUCGCGUACAAGUGGAGCGUGGAGGACAUGUAG
This is a messenger RNA of Acanthisitta chloris (rifleman), 1386 nucleotides long. Its product is annotated as BUD13 homolog. Gene Ontology annotation, molecular function: RNA binding. Gene Ontology annotation, biological process: mRNA splicing, via spliceosome. Gene Ontology annotation, cellular component: U2-type spliceosomal complex; RES complex. The annotation marks the transcript as partial. Lineage: Eukaryota; Metazoa; Chordata; Aves; Passeriformes; Acanthisittidae. The record is from RefSeq and is a predicted model, not a curated record. The transcript has 11 exons.